Asterias rubens (European starfish) is the source of this 5551-nucleotide messenger RNA. Its product is annotated as RNA-binding protein 26-like. NCBI's taxonomy places the organism in Eukaryota, Metazoa, Echinodermata, Asteroidea, Forcipulatida, Asteriidae. Bases 345 to 3767 code for a protein of 1140 amino acids. The transcript has 19 exons. Gene Ontology annotation, molecular function: RNA binding; metal ion binding. The record is from RefSeq and is a predicted model, not a curated record. Gene Ontology annotation, cellular component: nucleus. Gene Ontology annotation, biological process: mRNA processing.
CGCAGCAUGCAGUGAACGCGACAAACGUGGCGUCUUUAACAUAACUUUGUCAAUAACAAACACAAAUUGUGGAAUCAACGACAAUAGGAAACCAUAAAGCAAGAUAACAAGCAUAAAAGAGGUACAAUUUGUGUGUACAGCUCAUCUGCAGUGACCUGGCUUCAGCUAAAAAUUUCGGCCAAACUUAUUUUUGUGUUCCGAAUCCAUCUUGAAUGAGUGAAAAAAAAAAACGCGAUUCAACGUAAACUUAUACGGAGUAUAGUCACCCAGGCCAACCGCGUUGACAAACUACGUAGUUAGCGACACAGCACCAGACUACUACAUGCUCUGUGCCAAGGAACAAAAUGCCAGUGAUACAAAAUGUUGAGAAAUUAAAGGCAUGGUUAAAGAGAAAACUUGAACCUAUAUGUGAAGCUGAUCCGGUCCCCUUGUCCAAGUAUGUCGUUGCCCUCGUCAAAAAGGAUAAGAGUGAGCAAGAGCUUAAAGAAAUCUGCACUGCUCAGCUUGAAGUUUUCCUGGUCGAUGAAACGACAGGUUUCAUCAAUGAGCUUUUUGUAGCUAUUGCUACAAAGUCCUACAUGAAUGAAGAUGGCGACAAUACCGCUACAGAUUCUCCCACAGCGGACUUGGCCGUAGACAGCAUGGGAGAGGUUCUACCUCCACCGUUGCCACAGCCCCAGGUGGCCGCUGACACAUCAGCCUUGCGGGAGGAGAUCGUAUCAUCAUCGAAAGUUGGCGAAACGGGAAAGCGUGCAUUGGAGACGGCAGAGGAAGGAGACCGAGAGCAUCGCAGGACGCGUCGUAGUCGCAGCAGAUCACGGAGUCACAGUCCUGGAAGACGGAGACGAACUCGUGAGGACGACAGGCCCCGUCGACGAGAUGACCGCUAUGAUCGCCACAGUUCCCGCUACCAUGGUGACAGAGACAGAGGCAGGGAUAGAUACGGCGGUUAUAGGGGUGGGAGAGGGGGCUACAGAGGUGCUCGAAGCAAUAGAGAAAGGUCGUACAAUGACCGUCGUGAUGACCGCCGGGACGAUCGGCGUGAUAGUGAACGGCACCGUUCCCACUCCAGAAGCCGGUCCAGAUCGCGGUCACGUUCCCGGUCUCGCAGUGGCUCCCCGGCACCGCCGAGUGGGUCAGUGUUAAACAGCGUCAUCACAGUUGUAGGAGGAAGUCAGGGGGACCAGCCCGGCAUGAAACCAAUGGUUAGGGAUAGAUGCAGGGACUAUGAUGAGAAAGGUUUCUGCAUGAGAGGAGAGCUGUGUCCAUUCGACCACGGGAACGAUCCAGUAAUAGUUGACGACGUCAACCUACCCAAGAUGCUGAACCCAACCCCACCCCUACCAGCCCAGCCUCCACCCUCCCAACCUCCGCCCCCUCACAUCAACCCCGGCAUGCAGCCACCAGGCAUGCCCCCAGGCAUGCCCAUGCCGCCGAGGUUACCACCCCCUCCUCCUGGAGCGCCGUUCCGCCCUCCAUUCAUGCCCCCUGGGCCACCGCCACCGGGGCAGCAACAGCAUGGACCACCGAGGAUGAUGGGCCCCAUGAUGCCACCCAACUCCCAUGGGGAACCUUUCCUCAACAUGCCCCCCAUGGGUCCCCCACCCCACAUGCUGAGAGGCCUACCACCCAUGUCCAGGGCUGAUGGGAUGCCACCAAUGCAGCGUGGACCUCCUCCCCCAAUGCCAAGAGGUCCACCGCCACAAAAUAUGAGAGGUCCUAUGCCCCCACGAGGCCCGCCAGGUCAAGACAGAAACAAUCUGAGGAUGGAGCGACCCCCCGGGCCUCCGCCUCUCCGUUUUCCACCCCCUAAUCAAGAAGGACCACCAAGGCACCUACAACCGCGGCCAAACAGGCCCCCCAUGCCAUUUCAGCACCCACCCAGGAUGAACAUGCCAAGGGGCCCCCCUCCUGGACAACCGAGGGGCCCCCCUCCUGGACAGCGGCAACGGUUCUCUCCACCCCGGGGGGAGUUACAGCAGCCCCCACCUGAUGGCUACAAUCCAGAGAAUCCUGCCCUUGAUGCGUCACCAUUUUACGUUCCCCGAGCCAACCUGCGGACCUUAGUAGGGGUGCAAACUGUACCUCUUGCUGACAAAAAGGAUAUUGAAGAGCUUGAGGCAGAAACUAAAAAACUAGAGAUGGUGAACACUCGUACUGUACUCGUCGACUCUCCACAAUCAACGAAAGAUCCUUCUGCCGGAGACUCAAGGAAUGUUGUUGCUUCUGCGACCUCUUAUCCCGGAAGCCGAAAGAGGCCAUACGAGCCUGACACGUCUGCCCAGGGUCAAGACAGCGGGGCGUCACCGAGUAAAAUGAUGCCAGACUCCACGAGGAAGGUGAUCAGCAGCGGAGAGUGGCGGCCAAAGAAGACAAAGAUCACCCCAAACAGUAGGACCUUGGAGAUCAAGAAAAUACCAAGGGAGUUGAAUAGCAUCGCCAAACUGAACGAACAUUUCCAGAAGUUUGGCGUUAUUAAGAACCUACAGGUUGCGUUUGGUGGACAGCCUGACGCUGCACUGGUUACUUACAACACGCAUCUUCAAGCGAGGGCAGCACACAACUCGAUUGAGGCUGUUCUGAACAAUCGAUUCAUCAAAGUGUUCUGGCACAAUGAAAACCAGGAUGGUGGUGAAUCAGCCCCUAGUGGAUCAAAGAAACCAUCCAUCAAAGACCGAUUGGGAAUCCCAACCAAAGAUCAGCUGACAUUCAUCAAGAACAAACCUGAAGCCAGUGCAGAGAGGGUUGUCGUCACCAAAGGCUCAGGAACUAGCAUGUCCAAAACUGUGUACAACCCAGCGGCGCUGAAGUUAACAUCCAGCACCCCAUCAGCCCAGGCUGCUUUCCUGGCAGCCAGUAAGGUGUCGGCAGCCAAGGAGGCUGUACGUAAGAAGCAUGACGACCAGCGUAAACAGAUGCAGAAGAAGCAGAUAGAGAUCCGCAAACAGAAGCAGACGCUUCUCGUCAAGCUUAUCCAACAACAGAAGUCGUUUCUUGAAAAACUUGAGAAUAAGAGCCUCCCUGCAGAGAGUCGUGCCGAAAUCAUGGGCUUUAUCAAGAAGCUGUCGGAGCAAGUGGACAAGACGAAGAAAGAGUUGGAAGUCAGGCCACGCCGCAAAUCACAAACUGAGUGCCAGAAGGAGUUACUAGACACGGAGCUAGAGUUGUACAACCAGCAGUGUGAUGGUGGGGAUGCUACUGAACUCUACAAGAGGGUCGCUCAACUACGUAAAGAAAUCAAGACCCGCAAUGCAUCACUUAGCUACAUGAACGCACAACAAGCAGCAAGGGGGGCCUCGGCUAGAGGGCGUGGGCGUGGUCGGGGGCACAGCCGCCCACGGCGAAUGAGUCACUCUACCACAACGAUUGACAAACGCCCCAGGGAGCUGACCAUCAGUGGGUUUGAAUCGGACGACAAAGACGAAGUCUUGACAUAUUUCAGUGAUCUAGGUGAGAUAGAGAAUGUGGAUUAUAACGAGGCCUUAAACACAUACACCAUUGGGUUCAAGACUCGACAGGAAGCAGAGUUUGCAGCGAAAAAGGGAAGCACCUUUAAAGGGAAACCUCUCCUUAUGGUGUGGCACAUUCCGAAGAAGGUCGUGUUAACCACCGAAGAGGCGGAGCCCGAUCCAGCCAUUGAUAUCAUCGAAGUGGGCGGCGACCUGGACGAAGAUGAGGAUGCAGUAGACAUCAACGAUGACGAUCUUCUCCUUGAUGAUGAUGAAGAGGAUGAUGAGGACGCUGAGAGCAGAGGAUGGCGAAGAUGAUCAGAGAAGAUUCCACACUCGGAGAAGUGAAUGUCCUCCUGCUUCCUUUUGAUAUGAAUUUAUAAAAAAAAAUAACCCCGUAUAUAAGACUCUUUUUUCUGAAUCCGUCAAAACCAAACAGCCCAUUUGAUUUACCAAACUGGUACAAUGUACAUUAUGAAGCAGUUGAUAUGGCAUUAGAUAAUUUGAUGCAUAGCUAAAACACCGACUUGGUGGAGAACGUAGGGUUUCCAAACCUGAAGUUGGAGUUUGAUGGAUUCAGGGAUAGAGCUCUUGCAUAUGACAUUAUUCAAGUAGGGCGCCCUCAACUAGAGGUCAAAUGAAGGUUGCUCAUUGUCGUGCACACACAGCUGUAUGCAUUCCAAUGCUUGAUCAUUGAUUUACCAAGAUGGCGUCUUGAUGGCGUCAAUGCACAAGGUCCAUUGUAGAUGUAUAUACUGAGGUCCUACCAGUUGGUAUCGUAGGGGAAUGCAAGAUCGAAACACACUGACUGUGAGUCAGCAAUGAAAGUGUGUUCUCUGUCAUCACAAAGUAUAUCGUAAAUGUGGGUUUUCUUUUGGUAUUUUUUCACUUAAAACUCAUAUUAACAUGGAAGGUAAUUUUACUCUGUUGAUUUCCGGAAAAACUCACAAAUUUAUUUGUGCUUAGCACAAGGACAUUUGCUUAAAUCUAAAGUGGGUAAGUUACCGGCCCCAGUGUCAAUGGAUAACAAUAUUUUGGUAGGGAUGGUGUCGCACUUUGCAGCUUUUUGACACUUUUGUUGUUCUUUUCGCUAGUUCAGCAAAACCUGACUGAAUAAAAUGAAUCCAACAACAUUACCACCCUUUUCAAACUGUGCCCAGUGACCAGUAAAUAUUAAACUGAUUCACCUAUGAUUUUGUUCUAAAUAUUAGCACUACCUUGCAUCAGUUUUAUCUUAAAAUCUUUAGUAUUUUUUCAUUAUGUUGUCUUAAAGUGCUUGUUAAGAGCAAUAUAAAAAGUUAUUAAACUAUAUAAUUGUUGAAAACAAUUUAUCUUUUUCUUAAAAUGGAUAAAGAAUGAAGAUGUAUGCAAAUGUGUACAUUGCAGACAUAGUGCUCAACGUACAUUAUGAUUGAUGUGGAAACAUGAAUACACAUUGACACAACUUUCUUGCACAUCAAGUAAACUACCGUGUCCCAUCAAGGCAAUAAUGAAACACUUGUACUAUAGCACAUAAAAGUGGUGUCAACCUUAUUUCUGCUCUCCUCCCAAUGAACUCAACUGUCAAAUAUAAGUCAAGUUUGUAACCAAAACCAGUAAACCACUAGUUGAUAAUGUGUUUUACGAAUAAAUGCACAUUAACAUGUUUCAGUAUAUUUACGUUAACGCACAGUUCAAUUUUGAAAUGCAUGCAGACUAUGGUAAUUUGACUCCUGGUGUGUAGGGGUACCUACUUCAGAAAGUUGACCAAUCGCAGCUAACAGGUGAUGCUGUUCUAACCUGGUUGGUCAAAAGUUGUCCAUUGUGUGUUUCUGGUUUUCAUUGCCUAUGUUAAGCCGGGUUCAUACUUCCUGCAAAUGCGAAUGCGAUGCGAAUGUUGACGUCACAUUUUAUUCGCAACAAAUAGUUUGCAGCAGUUGGGCGGUGCGAAAACAGGGCUAUACGUCAAAUUCUCUUCGCAUUCCCAGGAAAUGUGAACUGGGCUUAAGGCCGUGUCCAAAUUGGUGGCUUUGGCUAUAGCUGGGUUGUUAAAGGCCAAGGACACUAUUGGUAAUUGUUCAUACUAAUUAUCAUCAUAAAACCUUUCUUGAUUACAGUAGUGG